GUGUGGUUGGGAUUAUUAAUGCCCAAAAAUUAAGCUGUUACAGUCACAUGCUUUCCAGAUGGAAUUGCAUAGUGGAUCAACAUGUGAAGGGAUUUUGCUGUGUUCAGAAUUCAUCAGCUUUGACAUUAUCCACAACACCACUGGCUCAGAUUCAGCCCGAAACCAUGUCAGAUCCAGAUCCGAGGUCCUGUGUUUGGACUUUCUUAACAAGGCUUAACAAAACGAAAGAAAAAAAUAGUAAAUGAGUGAAAAGUCAGAAUUGGAGAAUUAUUGGUCAAGACCACUUUAAAAAUGUAAAGUGGACUGGCUCCUUGCAAGCAAAGUAGAAAGAAAUAAGAGGUGACUCGAGACUAUAGCUGUCCUACUAUUUGCUGUGCAUGUGCACGUGCGUGUGUCCUACCUGUAGCGUACCAAUGCUGGGCACUUGGACACUGGGAAGGAGCAUGAAGGAAAUCCUCUUAAUCAGGUAAUCUCUCCACCCAUCUGCUGCUACUGUCAUCCACCAACAUACCAUUCCCUCCACUGGCCUUUAUCGCCAGUGCAAAUAAAAGGCCAUGCUGCUGUCUCCUCAGGCUGAAAGGAACUGGGAGAGUGUUUGUUCAGUGCUCGAAGAUGUGUUGGAGAGCCAGUCACACAGGCAGUUAUUUGCUUUAGAGCUUGGUUCUGGAACUGGCCAGCAUAUCAUACGGUUUGCUCAGAAGAUGCCCUUUGUCAUUUGGCAGCCAUCAGACAUCAAAGAGGAUUCUCUAGAGAGUAUCAAGGCAUAUAUUGCUGCAACCCAAGCAAAGACGGUGCUACCACCUGUUCACCUGGAUGCCAGUGAACCGUGGGAGAAAUGGGCAGGACUGAGUCACAACUCCUGUGACGUUAUUAUUUCCAUUAAUUUACUACAAUACAGCUCCUUCAAAACAGCCCAGGGAGUGUUCAGUGGAGCAGGACAGAUCCUCAAACAAAACGGCCUUUUGAUAACAUAUGGGGUGUAUGCUGUUAAUGGCAUCAUCACACCAAGUUGUAAUGAAAAGCUGGAUGAGGAGCUACGAAAAAUGAAUCCAGACUGGGGUCUUCCAGAUAUCGACGUGCUCAGACAGCUGGCCUAUGGGAACGGGAUGCGUAUGGAGCGGAUAAUUGAGAUGGAAGAAUACUACAAAUGCCUCAUCUUCAGAAAACUCUAAAGAAGCCAAAAUACCAAAAGGACAUUAAAUUAUUAGUUCACAUCAGUUAUGAGUGUAAGUCUAUAGUCUUUAUAUUUGUAAGACAAUUCUGCAAUCUGAUAAUGGAUAUAGUUGAAUAAAAGCUUU
Molecule: messenger RNA, 1298 nt
Organism: Pelmatolapia mariae (spotted tilapia)
Lineage: Eukaryota; Metazoa; Chordata; Actinopteri; Cichliformes; Cichlidae
Product: methyltransferase-like 26 B
Exons: 7
Coding region: 555-1172 (205 amino acids)
Source: RefSeq, a predicted model, not a curated record